UUUUUUGUAUAAGUGGUUUCGAGAGGGUAUCUCACAAAGAGCUCGUCUUGCCUUAGAUAUUUUAUGUACCAAAUUAAAAGUCGAGCCAUUCUUCACAAUCAAACGAAAAACAACAUACUUUUACAACAUUUAGUAAACCCCAACUCCGUAACGUCAAUCGCAGUACCGCUGCCGCACCAUCCCUUUCUCUUCCUAUUAUCAUGGCGGCCUCCUCAUCGACGGCGAUAUCAUCUUCUGAUACAUCAUCUAGUUCGUCCACUUCUUUGUCUUACAGAGAUAAAUCCCGCCGUCGCCGUCGCAGUAACAACCGUCAUUGUGAAGCUCUGAAGAUCCGUAAGUCCAAGUCUCAUUCCAAAUCUAAAAGACGUCGUCGUCAUCACUCUUCCUCAGAUUCUUACUCUUCUGCUUCUUAUUCAACUGAUGAUUAUAGCUCUUCUGAAAGUGAGCGUGAAACAUCCAGUCACUCAAGGAGACACAAGCGUGACGACAAGCCAAAGAAGAGCAAGGGAAAAGACAAGGAGAAGAACCACCGCCAUAAACGUCACAAGCACAAGAAAGAGAAAGAGGAUGAUCAGCGACAAAGUAGUGGUCCAGUGCAGCUGUCUAAGUUUUUAGGCCGAGAUAAAGAUGAUGGUGUUCGUCGAAGUGUGGUAUCUGGCAAAAAGAUACAAAUGAAGCUUGAAAAGUCGAAGGAAGACAAGUUUGCGGAGAACAAGCGUAAUGAACUACUUAAAUUUCUGAAUGCUAGUUAUGAUUGAAGAUCUCGGAUAGUGGUUCAGAUCUUUGGUUGAUAUAUCGAUCGUUUUGCAGUGCUUUGAAUCCUCAAGUGUUUAAGCUUUAUAAGGGCGCCAUUUGACCGAGUAUUUUCCUGUGCUUAAAUCCACAUGUUUGCUAUAGCGUAGUCUUUUAACGAGUUGUGGAUACUCAUUCGGAUUUUGAUGGUUUUGGCUUUUUGAUAAGCCUAGAUGGUCAAAAUUCUUUGUUUCAGUUAUUUUUGAAAAAUGUUAGGAUUUCUGUGUUGCAAUUAAGUAAAUUUGUAACAUUGGGGAAUGUAAUGCCCAUGUUAUUCAAGUUUGUGGUGAUUGGACUUCUUUGUGUUGC
Molecule: messenger RNA, 1101 nt
Organism: Amaranthus tricolor (Joseph's coat)
Lineage: Eukaryota; Viridiplantae; Streptophyta; Magnoliopsida; Caryophyllales; Amaranthaceae
Exons: 6
Coding region: 201-758 (185 amino acids)
Source: RefSeq, a predicted model, not a curated record